UUAUAAGCUCUAGAGCAUUAUUUUGCAAAAAUAAAGUUUAUGUUGGUGGAGUAUAUAUAAUUCUGAUGUUUGUUUCGGUUCAUUUACAAAAUGAUCAAAUGAUUGGUGGAUUAUUUACUCCAAUGAUGUUUUUAUUAUUAUUUGUUCCAUUUUUAUUCAUUGGACAAGUUUAUUUUAUUUUGGGUGUUAGUAGUUCUAAUUUGAAUAGUAAUAUUAUUUUGAGAUUGGCUGACUACGUUUUGUUGGUAGAAGAAAGGAUAGAUUUGUUCGUUAGAAAUUGA
Molecule: messenger RNA, 281 nt
Organism: Protopolystoma xenopodis
Lineage: Eukaryota; Metazoa; Platyhelminthes; Monogenea; Polystomatidea; Polystomatidae
Source: the annotation of a GenBank genome assembly